This is a messenger RNA of Helianthus annuus (common sunflower), 3319 nucleotides long. RefSeq names its product filament-like plant protein 4. The transcript is spliced from 6 exons. NCBI's taxonomy places the organism in Eukaryota, Viridiplantae, Streptophyta, Magnoliopsida, Asterales, Asteraceae. The record is from RefSeq and is a predicted model, not a curated record. Bases 277 to 3099 code for a protein of 940 amino acids.
AUACAUGGUGAUAUUUUAAACAAACAAACUUCUCAAAUCCCCUGAGUUUUCAAGUGGCACCCAGAGCAGCAGCAAUCUUCCGCCGUACGCCACCACCGCCACCAAUUCCGGCCACCACUACCUCCACCUUUCACAAAAUCUCAAUUCCAGAUAACCUUCAAAACUUCAAAAUUUAGAUCUCUAGCCACAACAGCAACUUCUACACAUAAUUCUUCAAUCGAGCUUCUUCAAUCACUUUAAUUUCAUCUAAUUCAGAACUACAUUGUUGCCGUAGAUAUGGAUCGCCGGAGUUGGCCCUGGAAGAAGAAAUCAUCUGAUAAGACAGUUGUUGAGAAAGUAGAAUCCGUUAUUGUUCCUGCUUCCGCUGGUUCUCAGGGUGACAAGGUUAAACAAGAUAGCUACAAAAAGCCAAAUUACGUUCAAAUAUCUGUGGAUCAAUAUUCCGAGUUAACUGGAUUGGAGGAUCAAGUUAAAUCAUAUGAAGAUCAAGUGAAAACAUACGAUGAACAAGUGAAACGAUACGAAGAUCAACAAUUGGUAUACGAAGAUCAGAUCAAAAGUUUAGAAGAUGAAGUAAAGGAAUUGAAUGAGCAACUUUCCGAAGCCCAUUCGGAAAUGAUUACGAAGGAGAAUUUGGUCAAACAACACGCUAAAGUUGCCGAGGAAGCCGUUUCAGGUUGGGAGAAGGCGGAGGCAGAAGCUGCAACAUUGAAGAACCAUCUAGAAUCGGUUACUUUAUUAAAACUAACCGCUGAAGACCGAGCCACACAUUUAGACGGUGCGUUAAAGGAAUGCAUGCGUCAAAUACGAAACUUAAAGGAAGAACACGAACAAACCGUGCACGAUAUUGUUCUCGCAAAAACAAAACAAUUUGAGAAAAUGAAGCUCGAGUUUGACACAAAGGUAGCGAAUCUAGAUCAAGAACUCAUGCAAUCCGCUGCCGAAAACGCUGCGGUUUCACGGUCGCUACAUGAUCGUUCCAACAUGCUUGUUAAAAUGAGCGAAGAGAAAUCACAAGCAGAAGCGGAGAUCGAGGUUCUAAAAAGCAACGUUGAAUCAUGUGAACGGGAAAUAAAUUCGCUUAAAUAUGAACUGCAUAUAGUUGCUAAAGAGUUAGAAAUUCGUAACGAAGAAAAGAAUAUGAGUGUGCGAUCUGCCGAAGUUGCAAACAAGCAGCAUUUGGAAGGUGUGAAGAAAAUCGCGAAACUCGAAGCGGAGUGUCAAAGAUUACGCGGGCUGGUAAGAAAGAAGUUACCGGGGCCCGCAGCACUGGCGCAAAUGAAACUAGAAGUUGAUAGUUUGGGUAGGGAAUACGGUGAGACUCGAGUCAAACGGUCUCCGGUCAAACCCCCGACAACAGGUUCGAGUCCGCAUUAUUCUUCAGUUUCCGAUUUUUCUCUUGAAAACGUACAAAAAUAUCAAAAGGAAAAUGAUUUGCUGACCGAGCGUUUGCUUGCAAUGGAAGAAGAAACAAAGAUGCUGAAAGAAGCUUUGACUAAACGUAAUACCGAACUUCAAGCUUCUAGAACCAUCUGUGCUAAAACAGUUAGCAAACUUCAGAGUCUGGAAAGUCAACUUCAGUCAAACUCUCAACUGAAAGCCGUUAGUAUGGCCUCAGUUUCAGAAGAAGCAAAUGAUGAUGAUGUCAGCAUUGCUGGAUCUUGUGCUACCGCGAUAGUCUCCGAAAAUACAAACCGUUUGGAGCUUAUGGAUGAUUUCUUGGAGAUGGAGAAGUUGGCUAAUUCGUCAAACGAUUCAGAUCCGUUGGAGAAUUUAAAAUCUAAAAUAUCCGAUCUACUGAAUUCAUUACCGAAAGAUUCCGAUACCGAUAAACUUUACGAAGAAAUCAACCGAGUUGUACAAGAUAGUGUUGGCGGGAAAUACGAAGAAUUGGCUGCUGCGAUUUCGCGUAUUUACAACUUCAUGUUAGUUUUACGGAAGGAGGCAAAGUCUGUGACGGGAACUUCUCUAGAAGAGAACGGAAUGUUCCAGAAGCUCGAGGAGUUCAACGAGACCGAAUCCCGCAAAAUGAAUAUAAACGAUUUUAUCCUUUGUGUUGCGGGUAUUCUUGGUAAAGCCAGCGAGCUUCGGUUCAGCUUUGUGGGGUAUGAAACGAAUGACGCCGAAGAAGCCAGUAGUCCGGAUUGCAUCGACAAAGUUGCGUUACCUGAAAACAAGGUUGACUAUUCAAACAGUUGUAAUCAGUUUUCCGACACAACUUCUGAUCCUGACACGCCUCAUGGCGGAAAUUCCGUCCCGACGUCUGAACUAAACGUGUCGCUAUUGAAAUGCUCGUUAGAGGAGUUUGAACAGAUGAAGUUGGAAAAAGAGAAUAUGUCUAUCGAACUUUCUAAAAGUAAUGAGAAUCUCGAAACCAUAAAGUCGCAGUUAAGUGAAACUGAACGUCAGUUAUCUGAAGUUAAGUCUCAGUUGACUGCUGCUCAGAAGUUGAAUUGUUUGUCUGAGACACAGUUGAAGUGUAUGGCGGAGUCGUAUAAUUCGCUUGAAGUUCGUUCAGCUGGGUUGCAAUCUCGGGUCAACCUUUUAGAGUCAAAGAUAGUAAUGUUGGAUAAUGAGCUUGAAGAAGAAAGGACAAAGUGUAAGGAUACCGAGGCAAAGUGUAAGGAUCUUCAAGAACAAUUACAAAGGAUUGAAACACCCCUUGUUGCUGAUGUGGAUGCCAAAAAUAAUCAGGAGAGAGAAUUGGCAGCUGCUGCAGAGAAGUUAGCAGAGUGUCAAGAAACGAUAUAUCUUCUCGGAAAGCAGUUAAAUGGCCUGCGUCCUCAAACGGAGUCCAUGGAGUCAUCGUUAAGUCAAAAAGGUCAAACGUUAGCCGAAGAAGAAGAAGAAAACGAGGAAGAAGAAGAGUUAACAAUUAGUAACAUCAUGAACAUACAUUCGGGAAACGAGUCCCCUAUUCAUUUAGACAACCAUGAAUUUAGUCCUUCGGAUUCUGAAGCAAACAAUCUUUCAAAAUCACCCGUGAGGGGCAAACAUAGACCCACGAAAUCAGUAUCGUCAUCUUCAUCGUCAUCUAACCCGACUCCUGAAAAGAACACCCGUGGGUUCAGCCGAUUCUUUUCUACGAAACCAAAGUGAACGGGGGCACAUGAAUACGUGUAGAUACUAUGGGAACAGUGGCGUUUGAGGUUCGUGUUUGAUCUUGAUCUUGUGUCAUAUAAAUGGUUAAGUUAGUGUAUUUUUAAUUUUUGGUUUGCUUUGACUGGAAACAUGACAUAAGUUUUUGAUAAAAUAUGUUUUUUACUUGAAGAAACAACUCAUGUUGUGUUUAUUAUUACAAUAUUGUUGUUUUAGUUAA